Camelina sativa (false flax) is the source of this 3204-nucleotide messenger RNA. Lineage: Eukaryota; Viridiplantae; Streptophyta; Magnoliopsida; Brassicales; Brassicaceae. The record is from RefSeq and is a predicted model, not a curated record.
UCAAGCAUUGUUAUAUCGCUUUCUAUGAUGAUGAACCUAUGACGCCAAACCAUGCAUCUGCAACAAUAAAUAUAGCUUCGUCUCAGACACUUGUUCUCUUUAAUUCUAAUUUUUGCCCAUCCACACUUUAUGAUUGUAUCUGUCAUCUGUACCAUUCCCAACUCCUCUUUAUGUCGAGGUAUGUUUUUAUAAAUUUCAUUUUAGAAUUUUGCAGAUAUUUUUAUUAAGUAAAGUUGAAGUUUAGUGAAAAAAUUAUGAAACAAACUGAAAUUAAUGUAUGAUGUAGUAGCAAGUGAUCCAUAGAAAUAAAUUAUUUUCCUUUUUUUUGUGUCACUUUUUGAUAUAUAUCCUCAUAAAUCUUAAGAAAAUAGUUCAUUAAAACUUAUUUUAAAAUCUAACACAUAAUAAAAUAUAAUAUUUAGAAUAAUUAUUUUCUUACAGAGAAUGUAAUUAAUUACAUGAGAUGCAAUUAGAAAAGAUUUUAAAAUAAUAAAUGUUGAAUGAUCGUUUGUAAAUAUUUCCCUAUUAAUUAUGAUGAAUAGUAAAAGUUAGAAAUUUUCUCAUCUUUCUCGAUACAACAUCCUAAACCCUGAACAAGAUUUGUGUGUUGAAGUUUCGCAAUAAGCAUAGCUUCGUUCUUGAACUCCACUAAACCUUGACCAGAUGCUAGAGACAGUUUCUUGAUUGCCACUUCUUCCCCAUUUAUUAACUUCCCCUUAUAUACAGGGCAGAACCAAAAAAGGUUAGAAAUGUGGGAAAAAAAAAGUAAAAGUUAGAAAUUUAGCAUAUAUAGUAAAAACUCAAAAGUAUUAGAAAAGAGUUAAAAAAAUCGCUACAAUCAAAAUUUGAAUCUUCCCUAGCAAAAUGCAUAGAUAAUUCAUAAUUGUGAUUUGACUAUUUGAGAGUUGAGACGUAAUCCAAAACAAACCUAGACUUUUAUUUUAUUUUUUUGGGCAACAAACCUAGAUUUUAUGUGUUGUGGUUGUUUCUAAAGUAUUACGAAUUGGUUUAAAGUUUAAAGUUUAAACAAACAACAGCUUUAAAUAGGAUGCUUUUAUCGUCGAUCGGCACAAAAAAAAAACAAAAAGGCUUUAUCGUCGGCACAAAAAUAUAAAUAAAUAGGAUGCUUUAAUCGUUUAAAAAUCACAAAAUCACCUAAAAGGGAAAAUAAAAUAAAACCAAAACGAUCGCAACAGUGCAUAAUUGCGCAUUAGGUGGACAAUCCCACGGGCAACACAUGCCCCUCUGUCUAUUUCACUUCCUCUUUUUCUAAUAAAUAAAAAUCUUAUGUUAGAUGUUUCUUUUCUUUUUUAUUUAAAAUAAGAAUCCCAAAAAUAUAAAUAAAAGAAAAUUUAGACAGAGACACAGAGGAACAGAACUGAGUCCACUGGUGUGAUUGGUCGACAAAAAAACGAAUGCAGAGAGAUAGAGAGAGAGAGAGAGAGAGAGAGAUCCAAACUUCAUCUUCUGUUGUUUCGAAUUCGUCGCUCCAAUCAAAAGACUAGAUUAGGAUGGAGAACAAACCAAGUGUAUUAACUAGUAGAUACGAGGUUGGGAGGUUAUUGGGUCAAGGCACUUUUGCAAAAGUAUAUUACGGAAGGAGCAAUCAUACAAACGACGGUGUAGCUAUCAAGAUGAUUGAUAAAGACAAGGUUAUGAGAGUCGGGCUAAGCGAGCAGAUCAAACGAGAGAUCUCUGUCAUGAGGAUUGCUAAACACCCUAACGUCGUCCAGUUAUACGAAGUUAUGGCAACCAAGUCUAGGAUUUACUUUGUCAUCGAGUAUUGUAAAGGCGGUGAGCUUUUCAACAAGGUUGCAAAAGGCAAACUUAAAGAUGUUGCUUGGAAAUAUUUUUACCAGCUUAUCAGCGCGGUUGAUUUUUGCCAUAGUCGUGGAGUUUAUCACCGUGACAUUAAGCCGGAGAAUCUCUUGUUGGAUGAUAAUGACAAUCUCAAGGUUUCUGAUUUUGGUUUAAGCGCGCUUGCUGAUUGCAAACGUCAAGAUGGUCUUUUGCAUACGACUUGUGGUACACCUGCUUAUGUUGCCCCCGAGGUUAUUAACCGUAAAGGAUAUGAUGGUACGAAAGCGGAUAUUUGGUCUUGUGGUGUUGUCUUGUUUGUGCUUUUGGCUGGCUAUCUUCCUUUUCAUGACUCUAAUCUCAUGGAGAUGUAUAGGAAGAUAGGUAAAGCAGACUUCAAGUGUCCCACCUGGUUUGCUCCUGAAGUAAAGAGACUUUUGUGUAAGAUGUUGGACCCUCACCAUGAGACUAGAAUCACUAUUGCUAAAAUCAAGGAGAGUUCUUGGUUCAGAAAAGGUUUGCAGUUGAAGCAAAGAAAGAUGGAGAAACAAGUCAGAGAAGCUGCUGCUAAUAGUCCAGUGGAAGCUGCUGGAGGUGCAGGUCCAAGUGAAAACGGAGAAAGCCACGAGCCGCCUCAGCUUGCAAACUUGAACGCUUUUGAUAUUAUCGCUUUGUCUAUGGGGUUUGAUCUGGCAGGACUUUUGGGGGACUUGUAUGACAAGAGAGAAUCAAGAUUCGCGUCUCGGAAACCUGCUUCAGAGAUCAUUUCUAAGCUAGAGGAUGUUGCCAAGUGCCUUAAGCUGAAGAUAAGAAAGCAAGACGCAGGCUUGUUUAAACUGGAACGGUUAAAAGAAGGAAGGAAAGGAGUUUUGACGAUGGAUGCAGAGAUAUUCCAAGUGACGCCUACGUUUCACCUGGUUGAAGUCAAGAAAUGUAAUGGGGAUACAAUAGAGUAUCAGAAGCUAGUGGAGGAGGAUCUUAGACCUGCUCUGGCAGAUAUUGUUUGGGUUUGGCAAGGAGAGAAGGAGAAGAAAGAAGAGCAGUUACCGCAGGAUGAACAAGAAGAGCAAGAACCAUUGUAGUGCGAAGCUGCAUAGAAAACAGAAGCAAGCACAGGAGUUGUAGGAGGAACACAAAGAAGACGAGAAACUCUCUCGCGGCUUAAGCUGAAAGAGAAGCAGCAUCAAGGAAACCUCAAACGAACGAGAUAACUAUGAGAAACAAAAGCAGAGGAGAGGAAAACAUACACAAAGUUGAGAUUGUUUUUUUACAUAUAUAGCCUAGCAAAAAAAAAUUGUAGAGAAAGUUGAUUGUUGUAACAAUUACGAGCUCUCGCGUGAAGUUUUGAACUUGUAUUGUGUAACUUUGAGUACUACCGUAUAUGAAUGACUGAAGAUUUGAUCGAGA